UGGAUUGUGAAGCUGUAGCGAUGCUUUGAUAAAAGCAAAAACAUGAGUGAAGAGCUAAAUAAUGGCGCCCUCCGUCUAGCUGUGGCACAGAUAUGUCAGUCCAUGGGAUGGGAUGCUUUGAACAAGUCAACUCAUGAUCUGUURACCGAAGUUUUGCAAAAGUACAUGUUGGAAAUAGCAAAGUGUGCUCACGAGUACUCCCAACUCUAUUGUCACACUGAACCAAGUUUAGAUGACUUAGGACUGGCAUUCAAACAGACAGGGGUGCUUCUCCAUGAACUAGAGGACUUUGUCAGCCAGGUAGACCAAGUGCCAUUUAGUUAUCAGUUGCCACAGUUUCCAAUGCCAAAGCCUAACCUGCUUCAGCACCCUCAUAAAGAAGACAUACUUGAUCGGCCAGAGUUCUAUCAUGACCAUUUGCCUCCCCUCAUCAAGGCUUUACAACAAAAUGAAGAUGAAAGAGAAGGAAGCAAAGACAAAAACAUAGGAAUACAAGAUCCUGCAUCUCAAACAUUUUUAAGAAAUGAAAUCAAGACAGUGGGAAAAGAAACUGAAGCUGAAAUCAUUGAAAAUUCACCUGAUAAAAGACCACACAUCACGUCAUCUCCAGAUGUUGCUGAAGCAGACUCAAAGAGACGACGUUUGGAGGGACCUUUCGGGAAGCACUCUAAAGAGAGCAGUCUUGAUAUCUUACAGGUUCUCCAAGAGAAAAACAGUUCCAACACUUUAUCGCCUAUUUCCCCGGAUUUUGUACCAGAUAAGGUUCAAAAACCAAUGUUCACCUUCGCAAGUACUUCAGGACCAGCCCCUCCUGUUUUAUCUAUCAGUAAUGUUACGAAAAAAGACACAAAAACUGAUAAAACUAGUAACAAAGAUAAGAAUUUACUAUCACCGCCUAAACAGAAAUCUUUAACUUCAAAGCAAUCCAUUGCUUCUUUGGAGAAAACCCCCGAUAAAUCAAAAACUAAUGUUUUAGAAGGAUUAUCUAGUAAAAAGGGUAGUGUAUCAGGUUCAAUUCCAUCAGAUAAAUCCCUUCAACUACAAUUUUCAAAGCCAAAAACACCAAAGAAGGAUAAGUCAAAAGCAUCUCCUGCAGAAAGCCAGCCUAAACCAAAAGAGAAAGCAAACCUGCCGUCAUCAUCAUCACUAAGUCCUGUAAUUCCAAGUAAAUCACAAAUACCAACACAACAAGAACAACUUAUGCCAAAGCUUAUUAUCAAACCCAUGAAACUUGAAAAGAACCAAACAUCAGAAUAUUCAGUGUCAUCAGUUCCAGUUGAUGAGAAUUUAGGAUUAAAAAAAAGCAAAACAUCAAUUGCUAGUGAUCUAAAAUCCAAGAAGAAAAAGAAAAAGAAGGGUGUUGAUAUAUUGCAAAACCAGCCAUCUGGCCAAGGGCUCCCAGUGCAUGGACCUGUGGGGASUAGUGCUGAAGAACCAAGUACUUCUAGCAGUUUACUCAGUCCUUCUAAUAAUCCAACAAUAGUAGGGGAGGUCACUAAAAAGAAGAAAAAGAAACACAAAGAAAAGGAUAGAGAGAAAAGCAAACCUAAAAAGUUGAAGGAGUCUGCUAGCAAGGAGACUUCGGCUCAUAUCCCUACCAUAAAACUGAAGCUAGAAAACACACCUACCACUACUAUACCAAGCCAAACAAUUCCUACUGCCAAGAUUAACGUUGUGCAAAGUGAAGCACCAACUAUCAAAAUCAAAACUGAAACAAAAGAAAUGCAAAGGACUGUCAUCACAGAAACACUUUCAAGUACUGUGCAAGUAUACUAUUGCCCAGCAUGUGGUUUGCCAGAUGAUGGGAGUUUUAUGAUUGGCUGUGAUACAUGCGACAGCUGGUAUCAUGGUGCCUGUGUUGGCAUUUUGGAUGACCCAGGUGGAGACUGGUUCUGUGAAAUUUGUCUUGGAAAGAAAGCCAAAAAGAAAAAGAAGAAGAAAAAGCAAAGACAAGAUUUGGAAUAAAAUAAUAUAGGUUUAAAUAAUAACAAUCAAAUAUUAAGAUAGCAUGAAUAGUCCAUUGUACAUAAAGUAUUGAAAAUACUAAUAUCAUUUACACGUAUAAUUUCAAAACAUUGUAAUGCCACAUAAAAUUGUACAGAAUUAAAAUGUUUUUAACUUCCUGAUUGUA
Messenger RNA from Exaiptasia diaphana, 2131 nucleotides. RefSeq names its product transcription initiation factor TFIID subunit 3. Gene Ontology annotation, molecular function: protein heterodimerization activity. Bases 43 to 1965 code for a protein of 640 amino acids. Lineage: Eukaryota; Metazoa; Cnidaria; Anthozoa; Actiniaria; Aiptasiidae. The transcript has 7 exons. The record is from RefSeq and is a predicted model, not a curated record. Gene Ontology annotation, cellular component: transcription factor TFIID complex.